Messenger RNA from Pimephales promelas (fathead minnow), 4867 nucleotides. NCBI's taxonomy places the organism in Eukaryota, Metazoa, Chordata, Actinopteri, Cypriniformes, Leuciscidae. The record is from RefSeq and is a predicted model, not a curated record.
ACAGGGUGAAAGCAAAGAAAGGGGUGAACCUCCUCAGCACCAAGUCGAAGAGUAACCAGUGGAGGGUUGAAUGGGAUGUGCAGUCCGGAGCCAAACACUCGAUUGCAACCGUGGAAGCCAGCAAGAUCAAAGGAGUCACUGUGGACGUGGCUGCCAACAUUGAAAUUAUGCAGCUAGACUUUGAGAUGGAGAACUUCACCAGCCAAUCAGUCACCAGAAGAAUCAACUGGAAUAUUGAUUACCGGGGCCAGAAUCCAGUGUCGGAUGCAGAGAAGGUGGUCACAGAGCUGACGGUUGUGCAGAAGGACAUCCAAGCCAUCAUUCCUCUUUCAAUGGACACUGAGAUUAUCAACACGGCAGUCCUUACUGGCCGAACUGUGGCCAUCCCUGUCAAGGUGGUUUCCAUUGAGAUAAACGGAGCAGUCACUGAUGUGUCAUCCUUUGUGCAGUGCAAGUCAUUCAACGAGGAAAUCGUCAAGGUGUCCAUGAACUGUGACUAUGUGUUUGUGAAUGGAAAAGAGACGCGUGGCUCCAUGAACGCUCGGGUGAUUUUCAGCUAUGAGCACCUGAGUGCCCCUCUUGAGCUCACUGUCUGGGUGCCCAAACUGCCCCUUAAAGUGGAGCUCUCAGACAACAGACUGAGCUUCAUCAAGGGCUGGAGGGUGCCGAUCUUACCCGACCGCAGAACGGCCAGAGACAGCGAUGACGAUGAUGAUGAUGACCGCAAAGUGAGCCGUGGUUGUACGCUUCAGUACCAGAGGGCCCAGGUUAAGGUUCUGACCCAGUUCCACACUACUUCUACUGAAGGCACAAACCAGAUGAUCACUAUGCUGGGUCCUGACUGGCAAGUGGAUGUGACUGAGCUGGUGCAAGACUCUCUGAAGGUGGUGGACGCCAGGGUGGCUGAGCUGGUGGACAGGACGGUGCUUGUGGCCAAUGAGCUUGGAUCAUCCACUCUGAAGGUCGAAUCCCCACUGGCAGUGGAGGCGGUACUGGGUGAAACGCAGUUCUUUGUGGUAGACGAGAAAGUGUCCAUUGCGGAGCUUCGUGUUCAUGCCAUCUCGGGACUGGCACUUAAUCUUCAACCAAGCCCUGGCAACAGCCAUACCAUGGUUGCCAAGGCAACUGGCCUGCAGACACUCUCCACUCUUAAGCAGGAGGCCAGUUUGUCCAUCUGGGUUUACUACAGUGACAAUACCGCCGCCCCCCUGAGUAUGUACGACCCUAAAGACUACAACCUCAAUGCCUCCACAUCAGACGAUAAAAUGGUUUCGGUGGCUCAACAACCCCAGGGGCGGUGGCCAGUCAUCGUUGCCGAGAGUGAGGGGACAGGAGAGGUAGUGCACGUGGAGAUGACCAUCAGCGAAACCUGCCAGAAGACUAAACGCAAGAGCGUAAUUGCUUCAUCUCCCGUGUUCGUCAAAGUCCGCUUUGGACCAGAUGAAGACUCUGAGGAGGAAGUGGAUACAGAUACUGAAAUAGACACUGGAAUGGCUUCCAACACAAGAAAGCCAGCCAUCGAUCCCAACGUAGGUGGUGCAGGGUAUGAGCCAUCUAAUGAGCAACCCGCAAGCGUGCCCAUUGAUUACACCAACUUCCCUACAAUAAGCAAUUCCGAGGAACCGACUGAAGAAGAUGAGGAGGAUGACGAGUUUGUGCACAAUCCCCGUAGCAUGACCGACCUAGAGAUCGGCAUGUAUGCUCUCCUCGGCGUGUUUUGUCUCGCCAUCCUGGUCUUUCUUAUAAACUGCAUCGUGUUUGUGUUGAAGUAUCGCCAUAAGCGCAUCCCUCCUGAAGGCCAAGCCAACAUGGACCAUUCCCAUCACUGGGUGUUCUUGGGUAACGGGGAACCCCUGCGCACCCAGAACGACCUCUCGCCCCAGACGGUGGAGAGCCCCAGCAACACCUUGGAGGGGGUACAGACAUGUUGUCACGGGGACCACCACAGCAGUGGCAGUUCGCAGACCAGCGUACAAAGCCAAGUCCACGGCCGAGGAGACGGCAGCUCCGGCGGUUCCACCAAAGACCACGGAGAAGAUGCCAACUCGCCAACCUCCAAACGCAAGCGUGUCAAGUUCACCACCUUUACCCUUCCCACAGAGGAUUUACCCUACAACUCCAUCCCCAUUGCCAAUGAAGAGGACAUUCAGUGGGUUUGUCAAGACAUGGGCUUUCAGAACCCAGAGGACCUGCACGACUACAUGCGCAGGAUAAAGGAAAUAGCCUGAUCGGGUUAGAUGCUUUCUAAAGACGUUCCUUUCUAUUUUUCUCUCUCUUAUUUUUCACUCCAGAGGAGGUACCUUUCAUGACGAAAACAACAAAACAAACAAAAAAACAACAACAACCAAGGCCUAAUGUCCAGUUUUGUUGGGGUUUUCUGCACAGUGCUGUUUCCCUUACACAUUGACACAAUUAAAAAUAUAUUCAUGACGCUGCCAGGGAAGCCAAAGACAAGUCUAAGGGAUUCUAGCUAAAAUGGCUUUAGCGGUGUGUGUGAUUGCUGCUCAGUAGAAGGGUGAGUGUACAAUCUUUGUGGGAAACAGAGUUUUUUUUUUUAGUUGUGAACACUAAUAUCAAAAUGGAUCACUGAAGUACUCAAUCAUGUGUGGGUCACCCUACUGUGGAUGGGAUCUUUCUCAGAGGAAUGCCUGGAGUCUUGGCACUGUGUCCAUUUUUCUUCUUCUCUCUUUUUUUUUUAAUCCAACAGAUUCUUCUCCAACAAAGAGGCCUUUGAAGUGCAGAUCUACUUUUGUCCCAGAUUUGUGUUUGAGAUGGAUCAUUUUCAUGCCAUUGUUGAUAAACCUGACACUUAGCCACAGAAACUGUCAGGGAUGUUCGUGAGAACGUGCCAUGGAUUCUUUUCUGUCAGUGUUGGAAAGGUGGAAUGGUUUUAUCCCCCCGCCCCUCUUAUCUCAGUUCAACACAUGCCUUGGUUGUUGAAUUAGGUAUUCGUCUGUCUUUGGUAUUUCAUACUCAUUCUCAAUCUGGAUCCCACCUCUGCUUCUCUCACUGUCUUGGUUAAGUCAAAUGCCUUAUUUUUAAAUGAAUCUCAAUAGUCACAACCUCUCUCUGUGCUGACACCACAUUUGUUCAUAUUGGUAAGGGCCAAAGCAGGGGGCAACUCCACGGAUGUCUGUAUCUCAAUGAAAUGUGUCAGCAUGGGGAAGACGAGAGCUUGUACAUUGUGGAGUUGGGUAUCUUCUCCAACAUUCCUCUGCAUGAAUGGAGACUUGGAGGCACAAUUAGCGCAAUUUUGUUUCUUUUUUACUUUGUAUAUGUUUGUAUUGUGAGAAUUAUCUAAUCAUGCAUAAAUGAUAAUAGAGGACAUAUCAUGUUACCAUGCAUUACAUGCAUGUGCCAGACGCUCCCUCCUCCUAUGUACAUACCAUGUUCAGUACACAACGACUGCUGACGCUUAACUCUUGAUUACUCGGUUAGCCUGAGAAGUAAGAGAGGCAGAUGCCAUAUAGGAAGUCGGCAGCCGGAUACUUGAAUUUCAGUGAGGCUCUCGUUUCUCUUUUUCUCUCUUUACUGAACUCACCGUGAAUUCCCAUCCAGGUGGUAAUAGAGUUAAGGAUAAAAUGCUAUGCAAACACACUGGAGGGGUUGAUUAUUGUGGUUAGGUAAAUCUGCCCUAGAUAGGCCUAUUAUUAUAGCACCACGAUUACUUUAGUUAAUAUACCAAGAAAUAUCUCAAACUAGUUCAGUAACAUCUGCCACAAAAUGCGGUAGCACACUAGAUCAGGCCCAAAAAUGUAAACAUUUACUAGUUUAGUAAGGGUUAAACUGGUAACGGGUCUGGAAGCUUUUUUUUUUUUUUGUGGUGGGGCACAAAGACGUUGUAUCUGUAUUGCUGCUGACCAAUCACAGGUUAGUUUCAGGGUUACAGUCCCAACCCUCAGUUUUCUUCAGGAUGUCUAAAUUCACACACUGUAUUAAAUGCUUAUUUCCCACUGUGCUUAUUUGUAACAUGCAGGAUUUACCUUUGACUUGUUUUUAAUAGUCUUAUUAGUCAUUUUCCGGUAACCGGAGGGAACACCUAUAUUUGCUUUUUUUGGUUUAUAGUAAUUUUAUUAUUAUUAUUUUUUAAAUAGAUCACUCCUAAUUUAAUCAGAGACCCUUUGCACUCCAGAUAAGAGUCACAGAGAAUUUAAUACCGACACCUCUCCACCUUUCUCCUAUUGUUGCCCCCUUCACCCUUUAAAAAAAAAGGAAUAAAUAAACCCUCAAUCAUAUGAUGUGUGAUGAAAUGUUAAUUGAUGAUGUAACACGUCAAGGUAUUAGGUUUUGAUUGACAGCUGGAGUGUUGGUCAAGUGUUUAGUUUGGCCCACACUACAGAUAUGGAGGCUCAGAACUGAAUGUAAACUUUUCAAUGUACCUUGGUGAUCAAAAUGAACAUAAUUUCCAAUGUAUUAUUAAUGGGGUACACGAGACUCGAUACGACUACUAGCAAGUCUCUGGUAGCAGCUCAUAGACGUUUCCGUGCUCUAAAAUUAUUUUCUAUAAAAAAUGAUUAUGGUGUAACAUCACCAUCAGGACAUUUUUGGUUUCAUAUUGGGUUUUUUUUACUUUCAACUGAUGUACGUAUGUAAGUAUAUGAAUCAGCAGUUGCAAUAUCUGUGCUUUCAUUUUUCUUUUUCAAGAGGAGCUGCUACUAGGCCUUUGCCUUGACCACAUGCUGUGUUGUGGUGUAGAUUUGAGCUGUACUCUAUGACCCGCUGAAGCACGGUACUGUCAGCCAUGUGCUGUCACACCCUUAAUGUACAGAGCACUGUUACAACAUCCUGUAUCCUCCCUGAAAAAAACAACUGUUGUAUUUCCCUCCUUAUAUGUAAGUACUAAAGAAAAUACAAUGCAUAAACUAUG